Messenger RNA from Paramuricea clavata, 603 nucleotides. The record is from the annotation of a GenBank genome assembly. Lineage: Eukaryota; Metazoa; Cnidaria; Anthozoa; Malacalcyonacea; Plexauridae.
AUCUUCGAGACGACACAAGUCAAACAGAUUCGAGUAAAUAAAGAUAUCAUGACUAGUACACAUGAUGACAACCUUUCUAUUGAAGAUGGAGACAUUAAGACUUUGGUCUUAUAACAGUACAUCAUCCUCGGGGAAAUACGUGUAUAUGACAAACAUCACUGCACCAAACAAUGGUGAAAUAUUUAUUGUAAAGGCCACUGGUAAAGCUGAAGGAAUAACCUUGCCUUUCACAAAUAUCAAGUUCCAUGUGGUAAAACAGAAUCCACAUAAACUGUUUUCACUGCAAUUUACAAAGAAUGAAAUUUGGCAUACAGUUAGCGCAUCGAAAAAUGGCGUGACAGCAUAUAAAGAUGCUCCAACCUGGUUUCGUGUCUUGGAAUUAUAUUCCCCAAAUCGUCCUUACGUUGUGUUUGAAUCCAGUGAAAAAAAUGAAGAUGGCGACAAGCUGUAUCUGAGUAGCGACGGAUCUGGAGACAUGAAACUCAAAGUCUGGAAUAAAUCUGUUAGAGAACCUCCUAGAACGACCGGAGAAGUAGACCCUGCCCUGCUAUUUCGAGUGAUCGCAGGCCCUUAGGAGUGUAGUAACGUGUCAGUUUAUAAACG